AUGUCAAAUUCCUCCCUUUCCACUACAUCUUCACUACCAUCAAAUGGGACCGCUGCACUUUAUUGUGGUAACAUGGGAGUUAUGGAUAUAAGCGAAGCAAGUGGAUAUCCAGAUGCUUUUUGGGCUUGUGGUGCCGGAUAUGAAAGUGCAUUCGCAACGUUGACUAAAACAUCGACCAUCAUAUACUCAGCUAACAUGCCAACUUCUUCCAGGAAUCCGAGUGUAUUAAACUGUGGCUAUCAGACGACAAUCAAUGCUGCAGAGAGUGCUUGGUCCCCUAUCGACUAUUGGAAUUGUGGCAGAACAUAUGCAAGAGAUUAUGCUCUGUCCGAUGCUCUUUCAUUGAAACCAACUAAUUUACUACAGUACUUUCUAUUUGCUUUAUUCAUUAUCUGCAUCAUACUAUGA
This is a messenger RNA of Saccharomyces kudriavzevii IFO 1802, 408 nucleotides long. RefSeq lists its product as uncharacterized. The coding region runs from base 1 to 408 and encodes 135 amino acids. The record is from RefSeq and is a predicted model, not a curated record. The transcript has a single exon. NCBI's taxonomy places the organism in Eukaryota, Fungi, Ascomycota, Saccharomycetes, Saccharomycetales, Saccharomycetaceae.